UCCAAGGCUUACAAAUGGAGCGCACCCUUCAGUUUAGCGUUAGCAUCUAGCUAUUCUGAACUCAUACAUUUCGUUUCUUUGAAAACAGCUGCAGAUUACGCUGUUAGUACAGUUUUCUGUAUAUACUAUUGUUUUUGGGAAUGACGUCUUAAUAUUACAAAACUUCUCCUCUCAGUGGUGAAUGUGUUGUUAUGCGCUAAGACAAAGUUUUGGACUACAAGUAUGUCUGUUUUUAGAAUCUUUAUGCCUUUCUGCGGUUCCAAAAUUGGGGUUUAAACUCAGCUGUUUGUCAGAUGUCCUUCCAGUCACAGCCAUGUCAGACAAGCACCACUGUUCAUGUUGCUCCCAUCCCGUCUCCUCCCCCAGUGUUCACCAGACUCUGGAUGAAAUGGAUUUUGAAAGAGGUAUCUGGUCCGCUGCCCUGGAUGGAGACCUGCAGAGAGUCAGGCUCCUUGUUCAGAAGGGGACUGACCCGAACAUGAAAGAUUCAGCUGGGUACACAGCUCUGCACUACGGGAGCCGUAGCGGACAUUUUGCCGUGUGCGCGUUCCUCCUCGAGGGCGGUGCGUGUCCGUCCCCUCAGACCCCGGGCGGGGCAACCCCGCUCCAUCGAGCAGCAUACUGCGGUCAUCCGGACGUGGUUCGGCUCCUUCUGCAAAGCGGUGCAGAUCCCACCCUCUGUGAUGACGACGGUGCAAAUCCUUUGCACAAGGCUGCAGAACAGGGCCACUCUAAAGUGUGCCAGCUGCUUCUCGAGCUUUGCCCUGCACUCUGCAGCCAGGGGAACAAGAAGCUCCAGCUGCCCUACCAGCUGACACAGCAGGGAGAUCUGCAGGAGCUCCUCACACCACCCCGGUCAUAACGGACGAAGAUGCUAAUGUCACACGCACACACGUCACAAGAUUAAAAACUGUACACGAUGAAGACUGAGUCUGGGAACUCUGGCAGAAUCAGUGAACGUGGAAUAACAUUUUUAACCUCCGGCAUUGUUCCAGUCUUUGAUCUUUUAUUUCACCGCUUUUUGUAUUGUCUGCAUUUCUCAAACUUCAGCAAAACGUGAAAACAUUUCAAAACCUCA
Poecilia reticulata (guppy) is the source of this 1078-nucleotide messenger RNA. RefSeq names its product ankyrin repeat domain 39 (gene ankrd39). Gene Ontology annotation, cellular component: BRCA1-A complex; BRCA1-BARD1 complex. Gene Ontology annotation, molecular function: protein binding; ubiquitin-protein transferase activity. The record is from RefSeq and is a predicted model, not a curated record. NCBI's taxonomy places the organism in Eukaryota, Metazoa, Chordata, Actinopteri, Cyprinodontiformes, Poeciliidae. Gene Ontology annotation, biological process: protein K6-linked ubiquitination.